This is a messenger RNA of Scophthalmus maximus (turbot), 10215 nucleotides long. RefSeq names its product tetratricopeptide repeat, ankyrin repeat and coiled-coil containing 2b (gene tanc2b). The record is from RefSeq and is a predicted model, not a curated record. The transcript is spliced from 32 exons. Gene Ontology annotation, biological process: regulation of dendritic spine morphogenesis. Gene Ontology annotation, molecular function: protein binding. Gene Ontology annotation, cellular component: dendritic spine. Lineage: Eukaryota; Metazoa; Chordata; Actinopteri; Pleuronectiformes; Scophthalmidae. Bases 653 to 7066 code for a protein of 2137 amino acids.
CGCAGUGCUCGGGCAGGUCAGCGCUCCAUGUUGCGGCGCUGCGUGGCACUGACUGGGGGCAGCACCACCACCACCACCUCCUCCACCACCGCCUCGGCUGACUGCACCACACACACACACACACUCUCUCACACACACACACGUUGUGAAUGGCCGCGACACUCGGCACAUUCGGCGGGCGACACGCAGCCGUCGCUCCGGCCACCGCGACCUGCUGCAGCCGCAGACGGAGCCUGCGCCUCGUUGUGAAGGUUUAAACCCCGCGAGUGUCGCAUCUGUGCGCGUGUGACCGGACGCCUCCUGCCGCUGUGAUCGGUGCAUUUUAUUCCUUUUUUUCACCCCCCGAGCUCUUUGGGACGCGGCUGGGAGAAACGUGCGGCAGAGCGGGUCGCUGCGUCCGGACCGAGGAGGCGCACGGAGCUGCGGAGGAGGAGGAGGAGGAGGAGGCUGUGACAGGCACAACAACAAAGGUUCAAGUGUGACAGGAAAAAAAAGAGAAACUGUCUGGUGUCCCCUCUGGAGAGGGAUCGGGACCGUGGUUCAGCGCAGAGAAAUGUAGCGCCUCGCUGCCCCUCAAAGCCGGAUUUGGAGACCUGCCUGCAGUCUACUCAUGAUUUUCCUGUAGUCUGGUCCGCGGGCAUCUGCUGCAGUGAUGUUCAGGAACAGCUUGAAGAUGCUGCUGACGGGCGGCAAGGCCAACCGCAAGAGUCGCAGCAGCGAUGGUGGGAGCGAGGACCUGGCAGACGCCCGCUCGCCCGGUCUAGACCCUCACCUGAGCCACGCCGGCCAAGGUGGCAGCAUAGACAGCGACUGCGCCUUCGAGGGAGACUACGCCGUGCCCCCGCUCUCCAUGACCGAGGGCAUGCAGCACAUUCGCAUAAUGGAGGGCGUGUCGCGCUCGCUGCCCUCCUCCCCGCUGCUCACCCACCAGACCAUCAGUGUCCAGCUGCAGCCUGUGAAGAAGCUCACAGCCCCUCUGCGGAAAGCAAAGUUUGUGGAGAGCCCUCGCAUUCCACAAUCAGAGCUUGGCCCCCCUACACACACCUCCACCACUGCCAAGAAUCCAGACCUGGACACAUACUGCCCUGGGGAGUCAAGCCAGGAGCUGGGCCCCCCUCCGACGGUGGAUGAGGCAGCCAACACAUUGAUGACGCGCCUGGGUUUCCUUCUGGGAGACAAAGUGAGCGAGGGGCCAGCCGGCACCCAGUACAGCAUGGAGGAACCCGAGGCGCGACAGGGCCAGAACCAGAGGAUCAGCCCGUGCUCCACCCUGACCAGCAGCACUGCCUCCCCGCCUGCAGGCAGCCCCUGCUCCACCCUCCCCCCUGCCAUGCCAGGCCAGGCCGGCAACAGGGACUGCGCCUACGGUUCCGUCACCAGUCCCACCUCGACGCUGGAGAGCAGGGACAGCGGGAUUAUCGCCACUCUGACCAGCUAUUCCGAGAACAUGGAGCGAGGCGGCAAAUACGGCGAGGGCUCCCGGGCAAACCUCAAACUGUGGCAGUCCCAGAAAUCAGGCAUGGACUCGUUCCUGUACAGGGUGGAUGAAAACAUGACAGCCUCCACCUACAGCCUCAACAAAAUCCCCGAGCGCAACCUGGAGAGCAUGUCCUCCCACUCCGCCCACUCCAUCCCUCUGUACCUCAUGCCCCGCCCUAACUCUGUGGCCGCGACCAGUUCCGCCCACCUGGAGGACCUGGCCUACCUGGACGAGCAGAGGCACACUCCGCUACGCACCUCGCUGCGCAUGCCCAGGCAGAGCACCACCUGCGGGGCGGGUCGCUCCGGGCCGGACCUGCGAGCUUCCGCAAAUAACACCCAUGCCUGGCAAUCCCAGUCACUGCGCUUCGCGCCCUACCGGCCGCAGGACAUCGCCCUCAAGCCGCUGCUCUUCGAGGUGCCCAGCAUCACCAUGGACUCGGUGUUCACGGGCCGCGAGUGGCUCUUCCAGGAGAUCGACGCCCACCUCAACAGCCCCAACGCCGGCACCAACCGCGGCGUGGUCGUGGUCGGCAACAUCGGCUUCGGCAAGACGGCGAUCAUCUCGCGCCUGGUGGCGCUCAGCUGCCACGGCACGCGCAUGAGGCAGAUCGCCUCCGACAGCCCGCAGGCCUCGCCCAAACAUGGAGAGGGGCUCCCUCUCACCCAGCCCCAGCCCACGCACGGCACCCUGGGAGGAGGCAGCUGUCCAGGGACCCCGGAGAUGAGGCGACGUCAGGAAGAGGCCAUGAGGAGGCUGGCGUCUCAGGUGGUGGCGUACCACUACUGCCAGGCGGACAACGCCUACACCUGCCUGGUGCCGGAGUUCGUGCACAACGUGGCGGCGCUGCUGUGCCGCUCGCCGCACCUCGUCGCCUACAGGGAGCAGCUGCUGCGGGAGCCGCACAUGCAGAGCGUCCUGAGCCUGCGCUCCUGCGUCCAGGACCCGCUGGCCUCCUUCAGGAGGGGGGUCCUCGAGCCCCUGGACGCGCUUUACAAAGAGAGGAAGAUCAGCUCCGAGGAGGACCUCAUCAUCCUCAUCGACGGGCUGAACGAGGCGGAGUUCCACAAGCCGGACUACGGCGACACCAUCGUGUCCUUCCUCACCAAAACCAUCAACAAGUUCCCUCCGUGGCUCAAACUGGUGGUGACAGUCAGAACCACGUUACAGGAGAUCAGCAACGCGCUGCCGUUCCACCGCAUCUCGCUGGACGGCCUGGAGGAGAACGACGCCAUCGACCAGGACCUGCAGGGCUACAUCCUGCACCGCAUCCACAGCAGCCCGGAGAUCCAGAACAACAUCUCGCUCAACGGCAAGAUGGACAACACCACCUUCGGCAAGCUCAGCGCCCACCUCAAGGCCCUGAGCCAGGGCUCCUACCUGUACCUCAAACUCACCUUUGACCUCAUCGAGAAGGGCUACCUUGUGCUCAAAAGCUCCAGCUACAAGGUGGUUCCGGUCAACCUGGCCGAGGUUUACCUGCUGCAGUGCAACAUGCGCUUCCCCACGCAGUCGUCCUUCGAGCGGGCGCUGCCGCUGCUCAACGUGGCCGUGGCCUCGCUGCAUCCGCUGACCGACGAGCAGAUAUAUCAGGCCAUCAACUCCGGCUCGCUGCAGGGCACGCUGGACUGGGAGGACUUCCAGCAGCGCGUGGACAACCUGUCGGUCUUCCUGGUGAAGAGGAGGGACGGCACCCGGAUGUUCGUGCACCCCUCCUUCAGGGAGUGGCUGAUCUGGAGGGAGGAGGGAGAGAAGACCAAGUUCCUCUGCGAUCCGAGGAGCGGUCACACCCUGCUCGCCUUCUGGUUCUCUCGGCUGGAGACCAAGCUGAAUCGGCAGCAGACCAUCGAACUGGGACAUCACAUCCUCAAAGCACAUAUCUUCAAGGGUCUCAGCAAGAAAGUUGGGGUUUCCUCAUCCAUCUUGCAGGGCCUGUGGGUAUCGUACAGCACCGAGGGCCUUUCGGCUGCGCUCUCUUCACUCCGAAACCUCUACACUCCCAACAUCAAGGUGAGCCGGCUACUGAUGAUGGGUGGCGCCAAUGUGAACUACCGCACGGAGGUGCUGAACAACGCCCCCGUCCUGUGCGUCCACGCCCACCUGGGCUACAUGGACAUGGUGGCUCUGCUGCUCGAGUUCGGCGCCUCUGUCGACGCCCUGUCCGAAAGCGGCCUAACGCCACUGGGCUACGCCGCCGCCGGGGGACACAUGGCCAUCGUGGCCGCGCUCUGCCGCAGGAGAGCGAAGGUCGACCACUUGGAUAAGAACGGCCAGUGCGCGCUGGUGCACGCGGCCCUGAGGGGCCACAUGGAGGUGGUGAAGUUCCUCAUCCAGAGUGACUGGGGCAUGGGGCCACACCAGCAGCAACAACAACCGUCAGCGCAGAGCCAACAGCAAGCGGCCUUCACCAAGAGCCACGCGGUGCAGCAGGCCCUCAUCGCUGCAGCCAGUAUGGGAUACACAGAGAUCGUGUCCUACCUGCUGGACCUGCCGGAGAAAGACGAAGAGGAGGUGGAGCGCGCUCAGAUCAAUAACUUUGACACCCUGUGGGGGGAGACAGCUCUGACUGCAGCGUCGGGUCGGGGGAAGCUGGAGGUCUGUCGUCUGUUACUGGAACAGGGUGCAGCCGUGGCCCAGCCCAACAGACGCGGCAUCGUCCCGCUGUUCAGCGCCGUUCGACAGGGACACUGGCAGAUCGUCGACCUCCUCAUCACGCACGGAGCCGAUGUCAACCUGGCUGACAAGCAGGGUCGAAGCCCUCUGAUGAUGGCCGCCUCCGAGGGACACUUGGGGACUGUGGAGUUCUUACUCGGUCAAGGAGCGUCUCUGUCCCUGAUGGACAAGGAGGGUCUGACCGCUCUGAGCUGGGCGUGUCUGAAGGGCCACCUGCCCGUCGUCCGCUGCCUGGUGGAGAGCGGCGCCGCCACCGACCACGCAGACAAGAACGGACGCACGCCCCUCGACCUGGCGGCUUUCUACGGCGACUCGGAAGUGGUGCAGUUCCUGGUCGACCACGGGGCCAUGAUCGAGCACGUAGACUACAGCGGCAUGCGUCCCCUCGACAGGGCGGUGGGCUGCAGGAACACGUCGGUGGUGGUCGCCCUGCUCAAGAAAGGAGCCAAGAUAGGAUGUCAGACGCUGCCCAGUCGGCCCCGAGGUCCAGCCACAUGGGCCAUGGCCACCUCCAAACCCGACAUCAUGAUCAUCCUUCUCAGCAAACUCAUCGAGGAGGGGGACAGCUUCUACAAGAAGGGGAAGGUGAAGGAGGCGGCGCAGCGUUAUCAGUACGCCCUCAAAAAGUUUCCACGCGAAGGCUUCAGCGAGGACCUCAAGACGUUCAGGGAACUCAAAGUGUCGAUCUUCCUCAACCUGUCCCGAUGUCGGAGGAAAAUGAACGACUUUGGGAUGGCUGAGGAAUUUGCUACGAAGGCGCUUGAACUGAAACCAAAAGCGUACGAGGCGUACUACGCCAGGGCGCGCGCCAAGCGUAGCAGCAGACAAUUCACUGAAGCCCUGGAGGACUUGAACGAAGCCCUGACGCAGUGCCCCAACAACCGGGAGAUCCAGCGGCUGCUCCAGAGGGUGGAGGAGGAGUGUCAGCAGCUCGACCAGGAGGACGACCACCACCACCGCCAGCAGCAGCAGGACCUGGAGCUGGAGCCUCCUCCCUCCCCUCCUCCUACGCCUCCCCCGGAAGAAGAGGAGUCCCUGUCCCUGUCCCUGUCCAUGCCGCUGCCCCCUCCCCCGGAACCCCGGCUGGAGGACAUGGAGCCCGUCCAGGACCUGUUCGAGGACGAGGACUACCUGGAGCAGGAGCUGGAGGCCAUGUCCAUGGGUCUGCCCCCGCCGGAUUCCCACAACAACUCCUCCAGCCUUCCCAUCAUCCACAGCCCACCGCUCUCCCCAACGCAUCCAGAUCAGAUCUAUUUGACCGGAGGUUCACCCAUGUGCCAGCCCUACGAAUAUCACCCCACCUCGUCCUCCAUGUCCUCUCCAACCCGCGGCACGUACCAGCCCACGUCGCCCUCUUUGUCCCCGACACAUCAGAACUCCCACUACCGACACAGCCCGCCUCACACCUCCCCCGUGCAUCAGCCAUCCUACCGCUUCAGCCCGCCUCCUAUGGGUACCGGGGGCCAGGGAAUGGAUCACCAAAGCCCACCGCCUUCCCCUCUACGCCGGGCUGCUCAGUACAGAGCCAGUCCGCCAGUGGAGAGUGUUUGCCUGUACAGGUCCCAGUCCGGAUCGCCUGUGCGCUACCAGACAGAGCAGCUGCCCGGCCGGCCCAAAUCUCCCCUCUCCAAGAUGAGCAGCCAGCGCUCAUUCCAACUGAGCUCCCAGCCCUCGCUGUCGUCCCAGCACCACCAGGCCCAGGGCCUUCGUCUUCAGCCUUCUAUAGCCCAGAUAGUGCGCACAAACCAGCCUAGCAAUGUGAUGGGCAACAGCUACAGCGGCCAGAUGGGCCACUCCAUCGGCGGACGCUACCAGGGGGGUUCAGUGGAUGUGGAGAGCCGGCUGGUGUACCAGCCCUCCCUGGACGGACGGUCCAUGUCCCAGGUCCAGGCCAGCCUCAGCUCUGGGGCCCUCUGUCAGCACGGCGGCCGAGGAGGGGUUAUGGAGUCGGGCCUGUUGAAGGAUGAGCUACCCCAGCGCCCCUCCUCUGCCUACCGCGCCAGCAGCGGGGGCCCAGGGGGCAUGCGUUACAGCCAGACACCUCAGAUUAGCCGCAGCCAGUCAGCCGCCUACUACCCGGUCUCAGAACAUGUGCUGGAGCGCGCAAACGCCAUGCCCCCCUGCCAGCUGGGCUCCCCCGAGAUCCCCCACAUGGUGAGACGCCCCGUCAGUGCCAAUACUACUGAGCUGAAGCAGCACGUGCCCACCCCCAGGCCUCUCAUCCAUUCUCAGAGCGUAGGACUUCGAUUCUCCCCGUCCAGCAACAACAUCUCCACUGGAUCCACCUCGAACUUGGCGCCGGGCUUCAGGCCGUCCUCUUCCAUCCAGCAGAUGGAGAUCCCCCUGCAGGCCACGUAUGAGCGCACCUGCGACGACAUGUCUCCCAUCUCCCCCUCGCAGGGCGGCGGGGGGCUGUACCAGGGCGAGGCCACCCGCUCUCGGAACACGCCCUUCAUGGGCAUCAUAGACAAGACGGCGCGGACUCAGCAGUACCUGCAUCAGCCCUCGCGGUCCCGGGCCAUGACGUCCAUGGACUCGGCGAUCAGCCCCACCUCGCCCGGCCAGCUGGUCCAGCAGGGCUCCACGUACAGCCCCCCCGCCUCGCUGGGCAACAUCGCCUACUACAACAAGACGAACAACGCCCAGAACGGACACCUGCUGGAGGAGGACUACUACGCCCAGACGCAGUCCCCCUCCCUGGGCAAACUGGCCAACGGCUCGCGCGGCAGCGGGGACAUCCUGGAGCGGGUCAGCCAGGUGCCCACCUACCCGGACGUCAAGGUGGCGAGGACUCUGCCCGUGGCGCAGGCCUACCAGGACAACAUGUACCGCCAGCUCUCGCGCGACUCCCGCACCCAGGGCCCCUCGUCCCCCAUCAAACCAAAGAGACCAUUUGUGGAGUCGAACGUGUGAUGGCCUGUCCGUGGUCCGGUUGGGCUGGACUCGGGCUCGUUAGGCGGCAGGUAGAGGAGAGGCUCAACGGACGAUGCUGCGGACCCUUCACACGUGACGUGGACUCACUUAAAGAUCUCACGAGAAACAAAUCCAGAGAGAGAGACAACCACACAACCGGCACACACAUACACACUUAGGGUAUUAGACAUUAUCAUACAUGGAAAAAAUACAACUAACAGUGAAGCGGUUAUUUCAUCCUCAUACUCAAUAACAGGAGGGUCCUCACACCGAAUCAAAGACUCGUGCACUUCCAAAAAAAAACAAAAAAACGUCGAGUGGCACAAAGUUCCCACACGUGAACACAACAGGCGGGAGACGACAGUACUACUAAUAAUCGAACUCGACUGUACUCAUGGACUCUGUAUCCAAUCCUCUGUUCUUUCAAAGUGUGCUCUUAAGCAAGGUCGCUCGUAGGCUCUACUCUAUGUAAUACAAUACUCUAUGUUCAAUACUGUACAUUGCUCAGAAAAUUACAAAACUGGCUCAACAACUCAGUGCUUAGAGGAAAAAUGACAAUAUUUAUAAUUAAGUUAUAUAUUGUACAUAGAAAUAAAAAAAAACAGACCAUAGUUUUUUGCGGUUUUUUUUUUUUGUUUGUUUUUUUGAAUUGUGUUUGUGUUGAUUUCUGCCUUUGUGUCCCACUGCUAGUCACAUGGAUGUGGGGGAAACCGACCGGGAUGAGGAAGGAGGGGCAUAGACCAACUUUGAAUGACAUUAUUACCUCUAUUGUGUCAACAACAACAACAUAAAUUUAAAAAAAAAAAUGAUUGUCGUGGUUUAAUGCAAGAAAAUGUUUGUUUUCUUGAUGCUGCGACAUGCCCUCAGUGUAAACUACUGCUGCAACGAACCUUUUUUCCUUUUUUUUCAUUGUCCGUUAAUCUACAGAAUAUUUCUCCAUGAAUCUCUUUGUUCUUGUAAAAUGUCAAAUAUCCUACAGAAAAUAUGCCCAGUGUGAUUUUCACAAGGCCCAGACGAACCUCUUCAUCUGUCGACCAUCAGUCCAAAACCAACAAACAUCAAACAGGGUGAUUUUUGCCAGAAAAAUGACUGAAAUUAUUUAAAACGCUUUCCAGAUAAUUUCCUGUGAAGCCAUUAAUUAACAAAUUCAGCCCUGAGUUGAUAAACACAGCCAGAAUCGAAUGUUUCCCCGAAUACGUGCAACUUUUAAAAAGUCUGGCUUUUUUUUUAAGCUGGUGUCAAAAAAGAAAAAUCCAACUAUGGCACACGUUCCCUGCAUCAAUAAUCGCAUCAGCAUUUUCAAAACCAUUUUUCAAAUGCGUCACUUCGCCUCGUUUCUGAGGUAAAUUACCAUUUUCUGCAUUUCUCUUUUUGAAGCAUCAUCAUCCCUGUGAACCCUUUCUAUUUUAUCUGAGGUCAAUAAAACAUGUCUGCUUCAACCAUCUGCUUACAUAAAAACAAGCUCGGCGUCAGUUGCUAGAGUUUUGUACGAGCCCAUAUAUUAUCAUUUUUCAGGACUCGUAAAUCUUGUUUAGAGGACAGACUGCUGUGUAAGACAAAAAAAAAUAGGCCUUGAGUGCAAUAACUUAUGUUUAUAGUUUGAAUUCCUUUGCUACGGAAACGUCCGAUCAUCUUUACCGAAAUGAUUCUGAUGGAAAAUAUUUCUUUAAAUCCUGUGGUGGGGGAUUUUUAUCACGUGACACCUGAGUGUCAAAGUUCGCCUCUGUCCCUCCUCGGCACGUAAUGACACCGUCUGUUCAUACAGUACAUGUGCUAGUAGUGAACGGGUUUAACAUGGAUUGUGCUCAGCGACUAAAAGCAAGCAAACGCAUCCACGCCCGCUGUUCCACACGUUUUUCCACUUCCUCCUGCAUUACUCUGUGCUGUUUCUUUUUCUGUUCUUUUUACCCACAAUGCAUUUUUAACCCGCCACCUCUGCACUAAAAAUGCCUGUUAAGUUCCUAACUAAGGGUGCACUUUAUGUAUUUUACUUACCGUGUUGUCACGAUUGUUGAACUGUCGGAGAAGAGCAGGGGGUGUGUGACGGGUCAGAAUCCUCUGGCCGGUGAUACAAGACUAUCAGAGACACUUAUUAUCAUUAUUAUGAUUAUGAUAUGAUUUUAAAAAGCAGUGAUGAAUGACAAUACGAAGAGCGAACAAAGUUUUUAAGAACAGGUGAAGAUGUACAGACUUUCUAGCACAAGUUGUAUAUAUUCUGGCUCAGAUAUAUUCCACGCCGUCCAGCUCGGGGGGUUCUGGGAGUUAAGAUAAGUCUGUUUGCAAAGGGCCGGUCAUAUUUAAGUAUUGAUUUAAAAAAUUAAAAAAAUCUACAAAAAAAAAGAAAUCCAUCUCCAAACGAGCCAGUCCAAUCCACUGGUCCCGCACACGCCUUGGAAAUAAGUGGAAUCUACUGCAAAGCAAAAAAAAGCAAAGAAAAAAAGCAGACAUUUCAGUUUCCAGAGUUUGACUGAAUAAGUGGCAUAAUGAGGAUAAUCCAAGUUAUUUGUACAUGUGGGGGCGGGGGGGGGGGGGUUAUAGACCAUUUGUCUGUAACAUUUUAUUUUGGUUCUAAGAUAAAAGAAUAAAGGAACUGUCUCCCGUUCGUCCUCAGUUCCGCCUGCUACCAGAGAAUCGCCCGACACUCUUUACAGAAAAACAAAGAUGUAAAAGUGUAAGAUACUUUUAAUUUAAACGAUGAACCUCUCAGUGGAGGGAUAUUUGAGGGGGCGUGUGUGUGGUUUUAAGCUGUCUGUGUAUAUUAGUUUGCUGUAAAUAGUCUGAUUGCAUGUUCUAUUCUUUCCAUGAGCUCAAGCAGAAACAUGUAUAGCGGCGUGCUGGCUCCUGGUGUGUGUGUGUGUGUGUCUGUGUGUGAGUGUGUGUGUGUGUGUCAGAGACACACACACAGUGUUUGGAUCAAGAUAAGGAGACUGCUGUCCCUGAACUGUCCUCAUCAUUUUUCCUCAAACCUCACCAGACAAAAAAAGGGAAAGGUUCCUUUUUUUCUUUUCUUUUUUUGGUUCUUUUCCUUUUCUUUAAUGUAUUUGCUUGCUGAGCAGAGUUCUCUUGUCUGUAAAUGUGAGCUUUCAGAUCGCUGUGAUAAAAAGUUUAAUUAAAAACAAUAAAAAGAAUGUGUUUUUAUCUCAUGAUAA